This is a messenger RNA of Hymenoscyphus albidus, 4091 nucleotides long. Lineage: Eukaryota; Fungi; Ascomycota; Leotiomycetes; Helotiales; Helotiaceae. The record is from the annotation of a GenBank genome assembly.
AUGGCAUUUAAUGGUCCAAUUGAGGAGCCAUUUCCCUUUUCUGGGAAGGGGGCGGAUGAAUUCACGGUUUCGCAUAAGCAAAAAGGCUUCAAGAUCAGUACCAGGAAGCUCCCGAUUUCGAAAUCCGACGAAAUUGACGAAAUGAAUGAGAAGCUUGGAAUUCCGGUACCUGAGAUGAUAUUUGGAGAUAAUAUGGUCGCUAUUGAACAUAUGGCGAGUGGAUGGCGACUAGAAUUCAAUGCGUUUGAUGCUCUGGAUCGCGUGGACAAGACGGAUCGGAAUAUGCUCAAAGUGGCAUACUCAAAGCAAUGGUCGAGUAGCAGGUUAGAGAUUUGGGUGCUCUACUAAGAGUGAUACUGAACUGUACAGAGAAAAAACCCACGAAGGAAUCAAGGAGGUUGUCAAACCCUUCGACUGGUCCUACACAACCGAUUACAAAGGCACAACGAAGGGAAAGGAGUUCGAGAUUCAAAAGAAUAAUGAGGAACCAAUACCAAUCGAGCUUCUCAAGAGACCGGAUCCAAUCCUUUUCUUCGAAGAAGUUGUCCUUUACGAAAGUGAACUCGACGAUAACGGCAUCUCUCUAUACUCCUGCAAGCUUCGCGUCAUGCCCGAUCGCAUGUUACUGCUAUGUCGACUAUUUAUGAGGCUCGAUGACGUUCUCAUCAGAAUACGCGAUACAAGGAUCUAUGUAGACUUCAAUACGGGGAAAGUGAUUAGGGAUUACACGGAACGGGAAGAUUCAUUCGAUAAGGUUAAAUCGGUAGGCGUCAAAAAUCCAUCUUAUUAGCCUCGGCUUGAUCCUGAUAUUAAUGAUUCUCCAGAAUUUACUCGCUUCUGGAAAGCUUCCUGCGGAUUUGACAAUUGCACUUCGAGACCCCAAUCAGAUUGCACAUCUGGUACCGGAGUUCUCUCAUACACUGGAAAGUUUGUCGGUUGUUUGAAAGGGGUGUGGGUAUUCUGCAUAGCAACGGAGUUAUAUACGGAAUGUAUUUGAGUUCGGGUAUUCCAAAAGUUACAUCUGCAGUAUGUAGACGAACCGGGUGGUCUUGUUAUCGGGGACUGAAACGGAAGAUAUCAUGGUAAGGGACUUGGUCAUUGCUUCGCUGAUACAAAAGAUUCCGGAAUUACGGAUAAUCACAACAUUCAGUUGUCUACCUGUUCAGGUGAUUAAGCUAAUAAAUUGACAAUUCUAGUACUGUUGGAGUUUACAUGAGUAAAUGAAAUCAAUCUUACUCCCGCGGUUACUAUAUUAUUGUUCUUGUUUCGAAAUCGAAUGAGAUGGUCUUAUAUCGGAGGCGCGGAAGGUGUUGAUUGUAAGAGACAAGUCUCAAGUGAUCGAUUUGAUAUUGCGUUAGGAAUCAAGUUAAGCGAGGAUAAACUGACAUGCCGUGAGGGAUCAUUCUUGAAUGCUGAAAGCAUCCUCAAUCGCCUACUGCUAUGUAGCGGGGUCAUCAACAGGACCUUAAAGAUUGGAGCCAUUGACCCAUCCUCAACGAUGUUCUGAAGCCAUGUAAUAGCAACUUGCAAAUCCUCGAAUGUCUUGUCCUUGUCGAAACAUGAGAGGGAGUCCACGAUACAGAAGAUUGUUGUCUCCGGCGGAAACUGUGAAAUAAGCGAGGUGAGUGUUUCGCAGAGACUGCUCAAAUCGUGCUCUUCGAGGGACUCGAAGUACUCUCUGUCGUUGACGAAGUCUAGAUCUAUGAUAUCUAGUUCGACUAGUUUUAUGAAUAGCUGCAUGCUCAGAGAUCGGAUCAAGCCAUUCGGUCCAUACCCGGGGAGUCAGGUGUAGUCCGCAAAAAAAAUGAGUUACCACAUCUUCGGGUUGUAUUUCGAGUAAGCUAGUGACAAAGGUUGCAGAGAAUAGUGAAACCGCUGAUAUCUUUUCCAUUCCAGUAGCACUGAUGUUCGCGUCAACAAAGAUUAGGUCCGAUUCGCGAGCCUUCAUCCAUUCCAGAAAUCGACUGUGUCGAACCAACGACUGGGCCUGGCUUUGGUCAGUCGCUUUGAACCUUUCUCUUUGCACGAGAACCCAAGCCAAGUCUUUAUUUGCAUGUUGCAAGUUGGUCUCCAAAUCUGGUGGCUCAUCAAGAGAAGAAUUAGGUUCUCCAAGAAUUUGGCAGAAUCUUUCUGGGCUGAUCUUUAUUCCCCACAUAUGGCUUGUGGUUCGCUGAAGUUGGUCUUCUAAGCUUUCCAUCAGAGCACUCAUUCCUGUGGUUGAUGAUUGUUAGCCAAUUGGUCUAACCAUGUUAAGCCACCCGACCAGACUCUCUCGACUUACUUUUAGACUCGAGGAGAAACUGAAAGAGCAAAUUUCUGUUAUCAAGCGAGUUAGCCUCCAAGGCCUUUUCUCUCUCCUGCACAGCGAUGCUCUUCUAGGUCUUUACGGCCUGAAGAAUUUGGUUAAGAAUUGUGCCAUGGUUUUCAGAUUUUUGCUCUUUCCUCUUCAUUUCUGUGGUCAGCUGUUCCACACCAAUCCUCACCUCGCCAACCUCGUCACCAACACUUUCGAGUUUUGUACCGUAUCUCUGGAUUCCUGUUACGAGAAGGCCGGUAUCUUUCUUUAUGGCUUUCACGUCCAUAUGUGUUAGUGUUGUCCUGAACGCGGUGUACUGAGCAGUAUUUCCGGUUUCUUCAAUUAUCUGGUCCCGAGCCCAUCCAACGGCGCGUUCAAAUGCCUUGGUAUGGUCUGCUACCUUUUGUAGAAUGGCGUCUGUAUCAGGAAGCGUUUUCUUGCUUUUGAAUUUUGAAAUACAAUUGCGCCCUUGUUUCUGAUCAAUUAUUUUCUCUGGGCACUAAGAGCAAUAUUUAUUAUAUCUUACAUGUCAUUUUGUCCUUGGACGUUAGCACUAUCAUGUCCUCGAUUGAUUCUACAACAACCUGAUACAAACUGCCCGUACAUUCUCGGAUCUCUGUAUGACCACGAAAACUUGUUCUUCUGGGGUCUGCUCGAGUAAGAGCAUCCCGAAGUUCAACAAAAGUUUCGAGAACUUUGUUUCGUCUCUCUGUUGAGUCUUGCGAAAGCUAACGAAAUCAGUUCUGAAGUUUUUUUCGGAUUUCGUUAGCCAUAAGAUAUUGCCUUACCUUAAGGACAACCGCAAGCCCCAUUUUGAUCACGGCAAGCCCAUAUUCUUCAGGUAUCAAGUUGACUCAUCCUUCGAGCAUGUCUGUCUUGCCACCCAUCUUGUACCAAAUUGAGUGCCAGCGGCCUCCAGUACGAUCACCAUAUUGUUUUUCUGUUAGCAGAAUCUUCUCGCAUAGUUCAUCCCCCACUUUCCCCUGAUAUUCCCCUUCGAAUGGAAUUCGCAGGUUUUGGCGUAUAUAUUCUCUCAGUGCCUGUGCUAGCUGCCUUUUAAAUUGGUUAGAUGGGAAAAAGCACAUCACGAAGACUAUCUGCCUUCUGGUAAGGACCUUUUACAAAUAGGGCUGGUCAGGUAUAAACUCCCUCUUAGAAAUACUGAAAUGUGAUGUACCACCGAAUCCGGCAUGGAGUUUCCCUCCUUCCGAAUCGAUAAAGGUAGCCACGCUCGAUACCUCUCUUUCACUGGGUACUUCCCAUCUCAAAUCCAUUGCUGGCGAAUACCGCUAUAGUACUAAAGUUGGCAAGGCUUGAGCAAAACUAAGUCGGACUCCUUGGUAGCAAACUUAGGAGAAAUGAGACUUUAAUGAGCCGGUGGAAAAUCGGAUACGUGAGAAGUAUGUUUACACAGCCAAUGCGCGACGGUGGCUGUUCCAUAAUACGUGCAACGACAUACGAGUGGCUGCUUGCUGCUUAUGGUCAGCAGCUCGCGCUCUUGUUUGUCCUCAUCCAGUGUCGUGUAACACCUCGCUUGGUGGUUGGCAUCAUUAUGUAAUCGCCUUGUUUUUUUGACAUUCCAGGUCAAACCAUUUCGACUAUCUAUCUGUAUCUAGGGGACGAUCGUCUUGGAGAUUUUACUUGCCUGUCUCGCUUAGAUCCAGAGCAACUAGAAAACUCGGCUGACAAGUGGAACAGCGAGAGAGCCAUUCACGACCGCUUUUGGAUCGGAGCUGCGAGCAAGCCCACCUACAUGGACUCAAAUGCAAGUAAUACGGGAUUGGGCUAGACAAAC